UCGCACAAUAUGCAAUAUUGUGUUCAAAUCCGCAUAACGAAUUUUAUUAAUAAUUAUCAAGAACCGCCGAGCUUUCAUGCAUAAUUUAGUAUUUUACUCCUUCUCCGCGUGCAAGUUUUUUUAUAUUAUCUGCUUUGUUGUACUACAUAUUAAUUUUAAUUUAUGGACAAGCAAGGCCGUAUUAAUCUCGCUGUCAAACGAGUUCAGGAUGGAGUCUUUUCUCUGCGUGCUGCAUCGAAGCUGCAUAAAAUUCCCUUCACUACACUGCGUGAUAAGGUGGAUACAUCUUCCGGAGUACAUAUUUGUAGUCAACCCGGACAUUUUCAACAGCAAUUACAUUUUUGAUUAUGUUAACGACUAUGUACAAGGUUUAUACAUCUGGUUACAGAGCGGAUUCCCAAGAUUCGCGGAUUGGGUUUUGGUGGUGUUUUCCGUCGAGCGGUUUCGUGCCGUCGUGAAACCUCUGUCGCAGCCAAUCUCCAUCAGAGUUUCUCGGAUCAAUGUCGUAACUUGCUUCCUGUAUGGAACCGUGGCGUGCGUUGAUAAGGCCAUCGCCCAGUAUUAUUUGCUGGCUACCCUUGACAUUCCGAGUUUCGAUGCCGAAACAUCACUGGCCUUCCAGCCAUCGCUGCCCCAAAGUUUGCAAACCUGGAACGCCAUAUCAAUCUUCUACGGAGUGGUGGAGACAUUCGUCAUAUUCGGCAUUCUUCUGAUAUGCAACGUAACCAUCAUUUACAAAGUCAUCAACCAUCGCCGCAAAACUGUCCGGCUACAAGCCGACUCGCAUCUCAGGAAACCGGGAACCACUAAAGCGCCACAUCGAGCCAAACAGAAAAUGGAGGCACCGCUUCUGAUUUCCGCCGUUUCGGUGUAUUUGAUAUGCAGGCUUCCACAAGCGGUCAAUGACACCCUGGGGCGGCUGUCGCGAUAUCCCUUCUGCUUUGUUAAUUACCAGAGUUAUAACGUGGUGUGGCGUCCUGCCGAUGUCAUAAUGCUGAUUCCGUAUUCCAUCAACUUUUAUCUGUACUGCGCAUUUAGUACGAAAUUCCGCAAGGGAGUGAAAGCGACCUUUACGGUAGUGUUACUAAAAACAAAGUUGUGGAAGAAUGCAUCGUCUCGUGGUCAAGAGGAAUCGACGCAGAUUCGCCAAGCAACAUCUACAAGUGGCCCAUACACUCUCCCCAGUUAAAUCCAAGCUCAGAUAAAGAUACCUGCAGUCGACAGAUUUCACAGAAACCUGGAAAAAGCUUAAGGGUUUGUUAUUUUAUGUAGAACAAGCAACUUCGUGCAGCUCGGUUAUAAAUACGACUACGGAUAAUACGAAACUUUAGCGAACAUUCAACGGGUACACGUACUUACUUGCACCUCCACCGGCGGCUUCCAAAUAUGUACAUACUUACUUUCUUAAGCUAGCCUGCAGUGCAAUUUGUAUGAGUAUCAAAAUUAUACAUAGUAUGCAUCAAUUCCGAUUGAAAAGGAACUGGGGAAGGGGUUUUCAAUUUACGGAUGUUACCGUCCGGCUAGGCAGGAUGCUGGUGUCCGGCUCAGAAAAAGUUUUGAUGAUACUACAACUUCUGUAACUCUGAUAAACUACGCUAACG
Molecule: messenger RNA, 1601 nt
Organism: Paramacrobiotus metropolitanus
Lineage: Eukaryota; Metazoa; Tardigrada; Eutardigrada; Parachela; Macrobiotidae
Product: sex peptide receptor-related protein 2-like
Exons: 4
Coding region: 77-1189 (370 amino acids)
Biological process (GO): G protein-coupled receptor signaling pathway
Cellular component (GO): plasma membrane
Molecular function (GO): G protein-coupled receptor activity
Source: RefSeq, a predicted model, not a curated record